AUGAAUCGAGUACUCAAUUCAUCCAGGCACGUGACUAGAAUAUCUGCGAAAUUGAGUAUUAUGACAACCAACAACACCCUCGGUGGUACUUCGGCCAAUUACUCGAUUGAAUCUGCCACCAUUGAUCGGACCACCUUCACGUCGAAAGAUACGGUGGAGUACGUAUGGAAAGGCCUGGGUCUUCCUGAGGAGACUCUUCGAUCUCUUCACAUAGAUGGGAAUGAGCUAGGUCUUCCCUCAUCGUUCAAGAUAGCAGAUCUUGCUCAAGCAACAAUUAGUCUUUCCGCAUUGCUUGCAGCUCAAAUUCAUGCCCUUCGCAAUUCCAUACCAACUCCGAUGGUAACAGUCCCUCGGCGGCAUGCCGUGAUCGAAUUCAAGUCGGAGAGGCUUUAUUCGUUUCCUGGUCAGUCUUUACCCGAUACAUGGGGUCCUCUGAGUGGACUGCACAAAUCCUUGGACGGAUAUGUGCGAGUGCACGAUUCCUUUACCAACCAUCACAACGGUGCGACGGCUCUUGUAGGAUGCUCACCGGAUGUCGAUCGCGCUGAGUUUGCUUCCAAAAUCGCGUCGUGGCGCUCGGUGGACCUAGAAUCUGCUGCAUUUGAGGCUGGUGUAGUGAUCUCUGCCCUUCGCAGCUACUCAGAAUGGGACGCCCUCCCGCAGGCGCGCGCAAUUGCCGACUUUCCUAUUCUCCUCCGGAAGAUCGGGGAUGCCCCUGCUGGCCUUCCGCAGGAGAUACGUGCAGCAAAUGCUGACAAAUCUCUCCGAGGCCUUCGUGUGCUGGAGUUCUCUCGGGUGAUUGCCGCGCCGUUAUCUGGGAGAACAUUGGCUGCUCACGGUGCUGACGUUCUCUGGGUGACCAGUCCAAAUCUUCCUGACCUUCCGGUCUUGGACCGUGACCUUGGUCGUGGGAAAAGGACAGUGCAGCUUGAUUUGCUGACACAGGAGGGUCGUGAGGAUCUCACCCGGCUCCUUGAGGACGCUCACGUCGUCAUUCAAGGAUAUAGACCUGGUAGUCUGGCUUCCCGCGGUCUCUCACCCGAUGUACUUGCUCGGCGGUUCUCGCAUCGCGGUAUCAUCUGCGCCAAUCUCUCUGCCUACGGACCUUCUGGUCCAUGGUCAGACAAACGUGGGUUUGACUCACUAGUCCAAACAUGCUCUGGCAUGAAUGUGUCCGAAGCGGAACAUUACGGUGCUGGGGAGCCUGCACGACCAAUGCCAUGCCAAGCUUUAGACCAUGCAGCAGGCUACUUCCUUGCGUCAGGUGUCCAAGCUGCUCUGUACAAGCAGGCUACAGAGGGCGGUUCUUGGGAGGUUAAUGUUUCCCUGGCUGGGGUAAUGAAAUAUCUGCGAUCGCUUGGGCAGUUCACCGGCAGAGACGGUUUCCAGUCACAGGACUAUACGUGCACUGCCGAUGUACCUUCGGAAUAUCUGGAGACAAGGCCAACAGGCUUCGGUGAAAUGACCGCUGUGCGUCAUUCCGCCUCGAUACAAGGGGUCGAGGUUGGAUGGGAUAUCAUGCCAAAGCCCUUGGGUUCGGAUGAGAAGAAGUGGCUAUAG
Messenger RNA from Aspergillus oryzae RIB40, 1560 nucleotides. Its product is annotated as CAIB/BAIF family enzyme. The record is from RefSeq and is a predicted model, not a curated record. The transcript has a single exon. Lineage: Eukaryota; Fungi; Ascomycota; Eurotiomycetes; Eurotiales; Aspergillaceae. Bases 1 to 1560 code for a protein of 519 amino acids. Gene Ontology annotation, molecular function: catalytic activity.